AUGAACCCUUCCUCGCAUUCCACCAAAAAGCCAACUUCAUCAUCAAACAUCAACACAGAACAUGAAAAUUCAAACGGGAUCAUGGAUAGACUGUCUGCUGCAUUUCGCUCGCAGACUUCAUUAGCAGAUACAGGUAGUACUAGUAGCAGCAGCAGCAGCAGCAACACCAGCAAACCACCCAGCCUGAGAAAGCGUUCAUCUGGCAGCUUCAGCCAUCUUUACCGGCCCACGUCUUCCACACAAGAUUCUAUAGAAACGGCAUCAAGAAGAAGAGACUCCAAUGGCAUCAACUAUUCCAAUUUCAUAUCAGCCAUGACGGAUUAUCAGCAAAACAAGGGAGAUCAGGACCCUCCCCUCUUUACCAUUAGCAAUAGCAGCAGCGCACUUUUAGCUCCAUCCUCACCCAACAACACAGCCGCAACUGCAACCACAACACCUACACUCAACAACAACAACCGUGGAAGAAUAGCCAAACGAUUAUCAGCCACAUUCAAUAACAACAACAUCAAUACCCCUAUUCAUCAUAAUCCACACGGUAACAGCACAAACGCUUCCAAGGUAUCCAAAGCCAUGAAAGAUACCAAGCCAAUUGAACCCGCUGAACUGGGUCAUUUACUGCAGCAACAAGAUACGAUACACCCACUGUUGAUCGACAUGCGACCCUUGGAGGCAUUUGAAAAAUCGCACAUCUGCGAUUCUAUCAAUAUCAAUGUCCCUACCUUGCUCGUGAAACGCUAUCGUCGAGGUGUGGUCAGUAACUUCAAUCUAGAGAGCUUUAUCACUACGCCCGAGGGAACCGAUCUGUACCGUGCAUGGCUCAAGCGUUACCAGCUGGACGACAUUCAGUUUUUGCCCCAACAUGCUCAGUGUAUCUUAUACGACGAUCAGAUGAUAAACGAUGCCAGUGCAGCCUGGAUUCUCAUGGGUGUGCUCGUUCAAAACACAAACUGUACUGUAAAGUGGUUGCAUCAUGGAUACGAAGGGUUUAGCCACUGGGAUUUCACACAUACAUAUCAACAAGGCACACUGCAUCAUCGAUCUGCUGUAUCUAAUUCACCUCCGGUACCGCUGCCUUCUACCAGCAAGAGCCAGUUAUUCACUAGCAAGCUCAAAAUGCCCGUGCCUAUGGUAUCGCGCAGUGCUACGACACUCUCUCACAAGAACAGCAUGCAUCACAACGUACCCAACAGCAAUGUACAGCGACGAGCCAGUCUGUUCAGUCUAGAUACCACCAGCAUGCGUAAGGGAAAUCACAGCAGCGGCAUUGCAUCCACCAGUGCCUUUCGACAGUGCAACAGUGGGAACCAUCACACCAUGUCGAGUAUUACAGAACCAACUACUGCCAAUAAUCUAUUUUCGCCCGAGGAAGAUGCAUUUCACACACCACUGGAGCAACUGCCAACAAGCGAUGAUCAGCAGCCCAUGAUGACUGCAUUAGGCGACCUCACACCCAAAACAGAGAAUGAAUAUGACUUUGUCAUUUCAGAAAUCAUACCCAAUUUCUUGUAUUUGGGUCCAGAAAUAGUAACAACAGAUCAAGUGAGUGGCUUACGACAAAGAUCUAUAAAACGUGUGCUGAACAUGGCUGAAGAAUGUGAUGAUGAUGUGCCAGGUCUCAAGGAGAACUUUGCCUAUCAGAAAAUUGCAGCCCGAGAUACGGUGGAGAUGCAGAAUGUGCAGGGCACACUUAAGAAAGCGGUGCAAGUGAUAGAUGACUCAAAGAAACACCAUGAACCCAUCUAUGUGCAUUGCAAAGCAGGCAAGUCAAGAUCAGCAGCAGCGAUUCUGGCGUACCUAGUCAUCUCUGAAAACUGGACAUUAAAGAAAGCGUAUCGACAUAUCGUCAAGGCAAGACCCAACAUUUCUCCCAACAUUGGAUUUGUAGCAGAAUUGAUGAAGAUGGAAGAAGUCGUUCAUGGACAAGUGAGCAAUUUUGCUGGGACAGACUGGCAUCUAGCAGAUUUGACAAAUCCACCAAGCCCAGAUACACAAAAGGAGAUGGGUAGACUUGAAAAGGCGUGGAAGAGAGGUAGAGCAUCGAGUAAUGCGAGAUCUAGGAGCACCUCUAGUGUCAGUAAUAGUCGUGUACCUUUUCCAACAUCCACAAGUCAAGUGCAGCAGCAACAGCAGCAGCAGCAACCACCAUCUCAUGGUGAAUUCAAAUAA
Messenger RNA from Mucor velutinosus, 2166 nucleotides. RefSeq lists its product as uncharacterized. NCBI's taxonomy places the organism in Eukaryota, Fungi, Mucoromycota, Mucoromycetes, Mucorales, Mucoraceae. Gene Ontology annotation, cellular component: cytoplasm. Gene Ontology annotation, molecular function: MAP kinase tyrosine phosphatase activity; MAP kinase tyrosine/serine/threonine phosphatase activity; protein tyrosine/threonine phosphatase activity. The transcript is spliced from 2 exons. The coding region runs from base 1 to 2166 and encodes 721 amino acids. Gene Ontology annotation, biological process: negative regulation of MAPK cascade; protein dephosphorylation. The record is from RefSeq and is a predicted model, not a curated record.